AUGUGGAAAAGUCGAUAUAAAUCAAAAGAAAGAGAAGAAUACGCGUGCGUAAACUGUCAAGAAGUUUCCACGACCAUAUACAGAAAAUACUCGGAAGGAGUCAUCAGAUUGACAGAAUGUGAAAAAUGCGGGGAAGUGGUGGACAAGUACAUCGAGCAGGACGUUGUGUUGGUAGUAAUCGAUCUGAUGCUCCAAUAUGUUCAAGCUUAUCGUCAUCUCCUUCUAAACGUCAAAAUUCAACGGCCGGAGCGACUUUUUGUGAUUUUUUGGUUGAGCCACGCGGCAGAAGUGUGGAUUCGGGAUAAGAGUAGCAGUGAGACACAACAAGUCGCCGAUCAGGAGUGGAUGUUCUACCGUUGUCUCCUCCUCUCGGCCGCCGAAAUCUGCUCAUAUCUCUGCGUAAUUCUAUUGUAUUCGUUAUGGAAAAAUGAGAAGAAUGGGACGAAUUUUAAACAUUUGAUCGGAUCCACUUUGUUGGGAUAUUACGGAAACGUGGCAGUGGUGAUCUCGUUCAUCUUCUGUCUCUCGCAUCGUCUCUCCUAUCAAAUCGUAAUGCAAAUCUUCCUUCUGGUAUCCCAUGUCCAAGUGCAACGAGUUCUCUUCCCGACGGUCUCGAUGACGGACAAUAUCAUCGUAGUGCUGGUUUCCAAGAUGUGUUCGACAAUUACGGGCGGUCUACUCACUUCUGCAGUCCUUUAG
Messenger RNA from Caenorhabditis remanei, 699 nucleotides. RefSeq lists its product as uncharacterized. The transcript is spliced from 4 exons. The record is from RefSeq and is a predicted model, not a curated record. Lineage: Eukaryota; Metazoa; Nematoda; Chromadorea; Rhabditida; Rhabditidae. Bases 1 to 699 code for a protein of 232 amino acids. Gene Ontology annotation, biological process: sphingolipid metabolic process; sterol metabolic process; intracellular sterol transport. Gene Ontology annotation, cellular component: Golgi apparatus; cortical endoplasmic reticulum.